CCCUGGGUUCGUCCCGUGGUACGGGAUCCCAGAGCCUCGCUUGCUGCUUUCCUUUUCCCACUGUGUUUAUGGACACUUUGGGGUGAAGGGGCAUUGAUAACUGUGACGUUGCAGCACGGUAAAUGCAUUUCAGCAUUUACCCCUUGCGUGCAAGUGAUCUUCGCUCCCUUGGAUCACCCUGCUGGCUGUGCUGCCCGUGCUUAUCUCCGUGCGGCUGCUGUCAUGCUAUUCUUAGUACCCAGGUUUGAAGCUUGGAAUUACCUCAGGCUGCAAUUGCCCUUUGACUGCAGUGUAGACGCACCCACUCUGGUUGUUGCCACAUGGGAAACCUCCGCACAAUUCAUCCUUCACCUGACCUUGUGCUCGUAUACCUUAAUCAUAACUGCUCUUCUCUAUUAGAGCUCCUCUCUGUAAAAGUGGGGGUGGGUAGGGAAUAUGCACAAUAGUUCUUGGCUUCAGCAAGCAGCACCGCAUCACUUUCUACUUCCUUGCCCUUUUUCUUUCCAAAUCAGCACGGCUAGCAUUGGCAGUGCCAAUUUCCAUUUGCAUUUUUCCUUUGUUAUGGUGUGUCUGCUUUUCAUUUACUGUAAAAGAACUACCCAUUUAACUUUAAUUUGUUGCUUUCAGUUUGAGAUCCUAGAAUGGUAAUUUGCUCUUUAUUCUUAAAGUAAUAUGAAGUUAGAGUAUUAGCCCUCUUUUUAUUAAGGGGGAAAUGCUGGCACAGAUAGGUGAAGUGACAGUCUCAUAGCAAGUCAAUUAUAAAAUCAGCACCUCUGUCUCCUAACAUCAGUCCCAAUUCUGAAUGCUGCCUUGUUCAAGUGGGCUUCCGUUUACCUCCCCCCGCUCCCCCCACCCGCGCAAGGCAUUAAGACUAGCAGUGCUAGAGCCUGACCCUCAGACACAGUUUGUAAAAUCUGAUCUUUAGUUUUCUGAUACCAAGCACCAUUGUCAUUCUGUGCCUCCUUUCCUCUCCCAUGUAGAUCAAUUUUAGUUGAAGUGUCCUAAGGAUUAUGUAGCUGAAAUCCCACUGUUCUCCCUUCUGCUGCUCCAAAUGGUGUUUGCCGUCUUGUAAAAUCAAAGUUGAUGAAUUCACUAGCAGUUUAAUCUCUGGAUUCUGAGAACCAUAUGAGACUAGGAAACCUACUGAAGUAUUGCAUGUGUUAGUGCUUGGCAAGUAGAGCCAAACCUACAUUAUAAAAUAGAUGUUUAGAUUAUAAAUAUUUUAUACGGCAAUUCUUGUAAUGCUUUUCUUGUGUGUGUGUUUUGUUUUUUUUACAGCUGGAAACCAGUUGUCAUGCUGUCUUGUAUACACAAGCAAUUCCAAACAUUAGGGAGCCUGUUCUAUAAAGUAGACAGUGCUGCAAUAUAGUGGUAUUUGAUUGCAAAACGAUAGCUGUGCAGAUAUUUCAGAAUGAGCAAAAGAACAAGGAGUGAUUCGCCUCUAGGGAGAAUGAGUGGGCCCACAUUCCCUUCUCCAGCUGCUGAGAUGGCAGAAAUUAAUCGACUUCAGUAUGAAAUGGAAUACACUGAAGGCAUCAGCCAACGCAUGAGGGUCCCAGAAAAGCUAAAGGUAGCUCCACCAACUGCUAGUCUGGAACAGAGCAUCCAAGAAGGACUUCCAAAUGCAAGUGUUACAAUGCAGGUCCCAGAGAGGAUUGUAGUGGCAGGUAAUAGUGAAGACAUUCCAUUUUCCAGACCACCAGAUCUUGACCUUCUGCAGUCCACCCCAUUCAAACCUUUGGCAUUGAAAACUCCUCCUCGGGUUAUUUCACUUAGUGAGCGACCACUAGAUUUCCUGGACCUAGAAAAACCACCACCACAGACACCUCAAAAUGAAGAGGUUCGUUCAGUGGGAAGACUGAAGAGAGAACGUUCCAUGAGUGAAAACGCUGCUCGUCAAAAUGGCCAGUUGGUCAGAAAUGAUUCCAUGUGGCACAGAUCAGAUACUGUCCCAAGAAAUAAAAUGCCACGGUUCCAGUCACCCCUCUCCACUAAGGACUACACUGUGACACCAUCACUACAACAGGCUCGUGUCUGUCCUCCCAAUAUGUUACCCGAAGAUGGAACUAAUCUUUACUCUGCUCGUGGCAUUUUGUCGCUUAUCCAGACUUCCACUCGUAGGGCUUACCAGCAGGUCUUGGAUGUGCUGGAUGAAAAUCGCAGGCCAGUGUUACGUGGUGGGUCAUCUGCUACCACUUCUUCUAACCCUCAUCAUGACAACACCAGAUCUGGUCUUUCAAACUUGGACGUGACAAUUGAGGGAACGCCAGAUGACAUGACAGUUGUGGAUGCUGCUUCUUUAAGAAGACAGGUUGCGACCCAAAUGAGAGUCGAGGGGGCAAUGCCAGCAGCACCGCACACAAAGGACAAGCUGCGCCAUGUGCUGGGAGCUCCCAUGCCCUCGUGCCGCCAUCACUUCCACACUCCGCUCCCAGCAGCGGAUCAUAACAAAAAAAGAUAAUCAAACUCAAUCGUCGCCUACAACUUCUGGAAGAAGAAAACAAAGAGCGUGCUAAAAGAGAAAUGAUCAUGUACUCAAUUACUG
Molecule: messenger RNA, 2545 nt
Organism: Alligator mississippiensis (American alligator)
Lineage: Eukaryota; Metazoa; Chordata; Crocodylia; Alligatoridae
Gene: MFF
Product: mitochondrial fission factor
Exons: 10
Coding region: 1412-2461 (349 amino acids)
Biological process (GO): positive regulation of mitochondrial fission
Cellular component (GO): peroxisome; mitochondrial outer membrane
Source: RefSeq, a predicted model, not a curated record